Molecule: messenger RNA, 1906 nt
Organism: Magnolia sinica
Lineage: Eukaryota; Viridiplantae; Streptophyta; Magnoliopsida; Magnoliales; Magnoliaceae
Product: serine/threonine-protein kinase PBS1-like
Exons: 5
Coding region: 300-1733 (477 amino acids)
Biological process (GO): protein phosphorylation
Molecular function (GO): protein kinase activity; ATP binding
Source: RefSeq, a predicted model, not a curated record
CUGAAUACACAGCCGGCUUUGUUCUACACGCAUUCCAUCUAAAAAACGGAACGAAGGAAAAACGCUUCCUUUUAUUUCCUUCUUUCCUUCUUCGAUUCGAUUCGAUUCCUCUCUCUCUCUUCUUCAAUCAGAUCUGAAAUUGUACAAGGAAAUUCCUCAAAAGAAAAAGAUUUAAAUUUAUUUAUUUUCCUGGAAUCAAUCUCGUCCCUACCCUCGAGAAAAACAAAAUAGAAAUGGGAGACUGAAUGGUGUUUGAUUUCUGGUUUUCUUUGUAAUCGGAAGUUGGAUUGAUUGAUUAAAUGGGCUGCUUUCCAUGUUUCGAUUCGAAGGAGGAAGAGGAAUUCAAUCGAGGGAAUCUGCGAGAUGAUGUUGGUGGGAAGGAUGGAAAGCCAACUGUUGAAUCUCAUAUCUCCAGAUUAUCUUCAGGAUCAUAUAUCUUGGUUUGGCUUUUUGAUGGAUUUCCAGGAGCUGACAGACUUAGAACAAGAAGCAAUGGAGUGUCGAAAAAGGAAUCAUUUGGUCCAAAGCCUGGGCCUGAUGUUAAUAUUGGAGCGCAAACGUUCACCUUUAGAGAGCUUGCAGCUGCAACAAAAAACUUCAGACCUGAGUGUCUUCUAGGGGAAGGUGGAUUUGGACGUGUUUAUAAGGGUCGCUUGGAGAGUACGGGGCAGGUUGUUGCUGUAAAACAAUUGGAUAGAGAUGGGCUCCAAGGAAACAGGGAAUUUUUGGUGGAGGUUCUCAUGCUCAGCCUUUUGCAUCACCCUAAUCUCGUCAAUCUGAUCGGAUACUGUGCUGAUGGAGACCAGCGUCUUCUUGUCUAUGAGUACAUGCCAUUGGGAUCAUUGGAAGACCAUCUUCAUGAUCUUCCUCCUGACAAAGAGCCGUUGGACUGGAAUACGAGGAUAAAGAUUGCGGCCGGUGCAGCCAAAGGGUUGGAAUACCUGCAUGAUGAAGCAAACCCUCCUGUUAUUUAUAGAGACUUCAAAUCAUCGAACAUAUUAUUGAAUGAGGGGUUCCAACCUAAGCUAUCUGAUUUUGGGCUUGCAAAGCUGGGUCCUGUUGGAGAUAAGUCACAUGUCUCCACCAGGGUCAUGGGGACUUAUGGUUAUUGCGCUCCUGAGUAUGCUAUGACCGGACAAUUAACUGUGAAAUCCGAUGUGUACAGUUUUGGGGUAGUCUUCUUGGAGCUGAUUACUGGACGGAGGGCUAUCGAUAGCAGCAAAGCUCAAGGAGAGCAAAAUCUCAUUUCAUGGGCCCGACCCAUGUUCAACGAUAGACGGAAGUUCCCGAAAUUGGCAGACCCAUGUCUACAAGGCCAAUAUCCAAUGCGCGGGCUCUACCAGGCCCUUGCCGUAGCGUCCAUGUGCAUUCAAGAGCAGGCGGCUGCUCGUCCUCUCAUUGGAGAUGUGGUGACUGCUCUUUCCUACUUGGCAUCCCACUCAUACAACUACCCUACAGCUUCUGACGGGAGGAGAGGCAGCAGCAGUGGUGCGGAGAGACAAGAGGAAAGAACUGGAAGAGUGGCGAGAAAUGAACAAGGGGGAGGCUCCGGACAAAAGUUGGACUUAGAUGGUUCUGAGAAAGACGACUCUCCAAGAGAGACAGCUCGGAUCUUGAACCGGGGUAUGGACCGAGAGCAAGCGGUUGCAGAGGCCAAGAUAUGGGGAGAGAAUUGGAGGGAAAAGAGGCGAGCAAACGUGCAAGACAAUUUCGAUGGUGCAAACGGGGGCUAGGCCUUAGAUUCGUUGCUUUCUUUCGUGUAAUGAGAUCUGAACCAAUCGUCAGAGAGGUGGGCCACAUGAUGGUAACGCAUUGUCUUCCUUUCUUCUCUUUUACAUGAAGGAAAAACCAGAUAGCUGAGAGUGUACAUUGACGUGGAGAAUAAAAAUGAAGCAUCUUUAGCCCC